Molecule: messenger RNA, 303 nt
Organism: Durotheca rogersii
Lineage: Eukaryota; Fungi; Ascomycota; Sordariomycetes; Xylariales; Xylariaceae
Exons: 2
Coding region: 1-303 (100 amino acids)
Source: RefSeq, a predicted model, not a curated record
AUGAAGGCCGCCUUCUUCCCGCUCGUCCUCUCCGUAUACGCGUCCAUCGGAGGCGUCCUUGCCAGCCCUUCCCCCCUUCCGCUGGGCGUCGAGGUCGUCGAACGAGACGACAGGACCUUGGUCCGCGAAGUUCCGCACGAGCAUCUCCAGGUGGAAAAGCGGUGCAAGGCCUGCAAGGACGACGGCGAGAAGUGCGCCAUGGGCGAGGGGAACUGCAAGGACGGCUACUGCACCUGGUGCGGCGACCACUGCGGCUCGAUCUGCGUCCCUGCCGGGUCGGACUGCAAGACGAUGUGCCACUAA